This is a messenger RNA of Aedes aegypti (yellow fever mosquito), 4291 nucleotides long. It is a transcript of the gene PRAS40, whose product is annotated as nuclear transcription factor Y subunit alpha. Lineage: Eukaryota; Metazoa; Arthropoda; Insecta; Diptera; Culicidae. The transcript is spliced from 5 exons. Gene Ontology annotation, cellular component: cytoplasm. The record is from RefSeq and is a predicted model, not a curated record. Bases 763 to 2391 code for a protein of 542 amino acids. Gene Ontology annotation, biological process: neurotrophin TRK receptor signaling pathway; negative regulation of protein kinase activity; negative regulation of TOR signaling.
AAACAUCGAUCAGAAGAGUCGCGACCAGACGAAGACAAGGCAUCAGAUCAGACAGAAGACUCUGAAGAGCUUCAGCUUCAGUUAAGUCAGUAGAUCAGAGUGAGCUGCGAGUUUUCCGUCGCGUAGUGGGUUUUAUAUUCUAUUCCUCCCGAUUCCGGUCGUGUAUGCGGUGUGAAGUGUGAAACCCAUUUUGUGCCCUUUUUCACGAUUCCGCGGGUGUCUUGGAUUGGAUUGUGUUGAUUUUUUAAAUAAUUAUUCUGAUUAUCGCAACCGGUUCUCCGUUUUGGAAGAGAGAAGUUCGUUCGUGCCUACUAGAUUCUGCGAUUGUACCAGAUUCACAUAUAACCUAGUGGGAUAAAUAAAUAGAAGCGAUAAAAAUAUCCGAACGGAGAAGAAAAAGGUGUUCAAAGAAAAGAAGGUUAAAGUGGAAGCUCAGUAUAGUUGAGGAAGUGGAAAGUAGUGCAGCAGAGUCUCAAGUGUAGCCUCCGGCAGGGUGUGUAUACACACAACAACGCACACAAAAAAGCUACCGACGACAGAAGAAGACUGGUCGCUAGGGGAGCAGGAUUGAGAAAAAGUUGGCCGUGUAUAGUUUUGUUUUUGGAGCUGCUGAUUCAAAUUUUACUGCUGGGUGUUUUGCUUGGUCGGAUUUCAGUAGUUCGAGGGAUUGUGCCGUGUUGGAUGUGUUGUGUUGUUGGGCUCUUGCUAUAAGUCUUAUUCUCGUAAUACGGUUCCGAGAAGCGUCAAAGCAAAAAAGAAAAAAUGUCCGUCAGCUGCAAGUGCAUGAAUAUAGUAGUGAAGCUGGAGGAAUCGUCGUGUCUCCCGGAACGACGCUUCGAUUUGGAAUCGGUUCUUAAGAAGCAGCAGGACCGAUCUGUGGCGGCCGCAACAAAAACGACGGCGACGACACCCAGUGACGACCAUCUUCAAUUUUUCAAAGUGGCCCUCGGUCCGGUCCAGUGCUCCAACGUCCAAGUCCAGUUCGAUGGGCUUCUGCUGAAGGAGCGCGUGUUGGACGAAUGGGAAGUGAGCCUGUGCAGGCACUGUGAUAGUUUCGUGUUUGCACGGCACGUGGUUGAUGAUACCGCUGUCUCCGCCAUGGUUCCCUGCUUGGUCAAUCCGUCACUGAUGACGACUGACGAGCAACUAAGUGCCCGCAUGACCGACGACAACUACUCCCCGGCGUUCGGUAUCGUGCUGAAUGGAUCCAGCCUAAGCUACAGCGACUUGACCGAGAAGGGCAAACUGCUCAGCAAAGUGAAAAGUGAUAACCCAUUUAUGCAGCGGCUUCGUGCCUACAUGGAACAGGAAACGGAAGCGGCCAACGAACGUAUUCAGCGCUUCACCGAGCAGGAAUUUGCUGUCCUCAAGGUGAAACGGGAACGGGCCGAACAGGACUGUCUCAUUCUGGCUAAGCUAGCAGCAAACAACCAAGUACCUGAUGAGCUGCUGCUGGUACGAAGCAAUAGUACCAGCAUCAAUAGUAGCAACAAUAACAACAGCGGUGGACUUCUAGGGUCCCAACAAACAACUGCCCCGACUGUGACGACCCCAACAACGGUCACCGCCCCUAGCAAUACGACCAACGUGAACGACACGAGCGUUAACAGUCAACUAGAAACACCCCCACCCACACCGGAGUACAUGCCAAUGUCUACCGGUAAUAGUCCACCGAUGACAGGCACAGCCAGUGGUGCCCCGGUCAAUACCCGGCAGCACCCCAUCACUCCAUCGUCAUCCUCCUCAAUGGUCGAUCAAUCAUCAUAUUCGUCUCCCAGCCCAAGGCUGAGUGCGGCCCAAACCAAUGGCCAAACUCCCAACAGAGCAAACCUUAGCUACAACAAUGUCGAUAAUCACAGUUACAGUAACAACAACAAUAAUAUCGUUAGCUUUAACAACUCCCGAGGUGCCAUCAGUAGACAACAGCAGCAGCAACAACCGACCGCUGUAACAAUGCAACAACAUUCCAGUACAAAUUCGAUGACGACGCUGCAAACGCAAAAACAGCAGCAGCAUCGCAUGACAUUUUAUGAGUCGGACUGCAUGUUCGACAUUGACGACAUGGAGAACAACUCACCGCUCUCGAAUACGCUGUCCGACGAGGAGGAACUGGGAUUCGAAGAAUCCGUCAGCAAUAACAACGAGGACGGUAUGUACAUACCAGCACGCCAGCUGGCCUCCAAGAACGGGUCCAUCGCGAGAAGCCUUCCGAUCUCAAUGCCCCAGCUGAUGACGCAGUUCCGAACGAACGAUGAAGAUUUUGAAGACAUGAAAGAAGACAACGUGAACAUUCCCGCCAGUAUCCAGGCGCUGGCGAGGAGCGUCCACGGCGAUGCGGUGUUCGGAGAUCUGCCGCGGCCGCAGAUUCAACGAUUCAGCACACAGAUCUAAACCCCAGAUCUAUACCCAUGGUUAGUGCGAUAGUGUUGAACCCAUUAUCAUCAUCAUUUUCCGUCGAAAACGGAAUCGAAACAAACUAAGUGUGAACCGAAGCGAACAGUCAGGCUUCGAUGUUAGGAUUUAAGGAAUCAGUUGUCGAUUUUUUGUUUCGUGUUUUCUAUUUUUAUUAAGGAUUACCUAUAUUAUAACAAAACAAACAAUAAUGCUAUCGUAUAUAUUGCGCCGCAGCCAGAUUACGACCACGUUCAGUUGGUUACGUAUAUGUUUCAUCUUUUGGGAAGAUAGUUUUAUCUUAUUUGUAUCAUUGUAAGUCAUACUCAGCACCAACGUCAGCGAAUUCGUUAAGAAAAAUUGUAUCCGAUAUAUGCAGCUCAUGCGCGUUCGUUUUUUAUAACCUAAUUGUUUGAAAAUGUUUGACACGUAGCUUCUCAGUUAAAAAAAAAAACUGAAUGAAUUGAGGAAAUCGAAAGUUAUAAUCGAAUUGUACGAAUGAACUUUCCCAUAAGAAGGGAUAGAAUUUGUUUGGUAUCUUUUGUAUUGGUAGAGAUUUGAAUCAAGCUUUUUGUUUUGUUGAUUGGUUGUACUUCAUUUUACUUUCAAAUUUGUAACCGAAGUUGGAUUGAGAAGAAUCGUAAUUGUUCUGUGUAGAGAGUCAUGUUUUGCAAUACCACAAGUUGGUUUGAUAAUUUCCAAAUACUAAUUUCAAGUAAGUAGGAAAGAAAAUAGGAAGACAGUCAGACUCCUGUUUGGCUUUCGAAGCGAUAUGAGAAUCUUAAAAUUAGACUGAAAAUAUGCAAAGUUUGCGCUGAGAAUAUUACCGAAUGUAGAUCCGUCUAUAUGUAUUGUGAAAGGCUAUUAGAGCCGAGAGCUUCGAAUGGUGAUAAGAAAAUAAAACAAAUAAUCUCCAUAACUUGAACAGUUCGCUUAAGGUGUCCAAUCUUUUUUAAUCUGUUGAUAGAUAAUCAAUCUGAGCUAUAUUUUCACACGAACUUUUAGAUUGCUAGCGUUGACGCUUCAAUUUCCUUCUUUGUUACAUCCUAUACUGAAGUUAAGAAUGAAUGGCCUCUUUAGUGAUUAGCAUGGCAGUCCCGAUUGGAUAUUGCAGUUAAAGGAGAACAUUAUGAGAGAUAGCAGAUUUUGUCGUUACAAGUAGGAGGUAAAGGUUUUUGAAAAAAUAAUAUGAAAGAAUUACAACACUCUUCCGUUAAUGUUACUCUUUUAGCGACCAAAACCGAUAAAAAAUAUCCUCUUCCCAUUACCAAAACUACCUCCUUUGAAUUUAUACCGCAAAACAUUGGGAUAUCCGUUAAGAUCACCAAUUGACUCAAGUAUAAAAAGAGGCAUUUGUAGGUGUUGCUUUUGUUUAAUCCUAUUAUGAGUCGAUGUUCUUACAUACAUAACCGAUGAAAAUAUAGCAAUAUCUAAGAAGAAUCGCUCAUUUAACAAUCAUAAGUCGACAUACGCUGUGUUAGUUAGUAUGAACCUAAACUUCCUUCCCUCUUAUUAGACCACCACAGCAAACACGAAAAUAUCAAAGAAAUACAGCAGUGAGAAUUUCAACUAUUGAAAGCUAACAAAAGAUCACAAAUUAAUACAAAUUAUUCACUGUUCUACAAGUUGUAAUUUACUGCAGUCUAUGGGUAGACCGUAUACGUUAGAACACCAUUUGACCCCCCUCUAAACCGCAAAUUGUUAGGCGAAGAAAGUUGUGUCUUUUUUGGAUGCGGGGAAAAUGAUUCAAUAUCAUACAAAUUCAACUAUGCUGCAAAGCUACGGAUGCGGUGUCCACGACCAACAAUAUGCAGCUGAGUAGAAGGAAACGCUGAAAUGAAUUAUGAGAGAGAGAAUAAUAAAAACUAUCAUCUUCCAGCAGAACAUAUUGGAAAAUGAA